Messenger RNA from Drosophila serrata, 1695 nucleotides. RefSeq lists its product as uncharacterized. NCBI's taxonomy places the organism in Eukaryota, Metazoa, Arthropoda, Insecta, Diptera, Drosophilidae. The record is from RefSeq and is a predicted model, not a curated record. Gene Ontology annotation, molecular function: glycosyltransferase activity. Gene Ontology annotation, cellular component: cytoplasm.
AUGUCAACGAGCUACACGCGCCUCUAUCGAAUCCUAUUCGUGAUCAUUUUCCUCAAGUUGCUUUUCCUGCUGGGAUUAUAUUUUCGAAGUUAUGAUGCCAGCACAAGGUUGCGAAGACGACCAGUUGUGGUCUCUCAGGUGGAUAUAUUCGAUGAGAUACUAUUGGAUCGCAGGGAGCAACCCACUUGGGAGCAGCAAAUGAAAUGGAUACGCGAGGAGAUGCCUUCGUUUCCCUUGGAAGAGCUCGUACAACGAGAGAAGCACUAUCAGGCAGUGAAAUGUGGUCCUGCUCCGGAUUUAAUGAAUAUUGAUUUCCAUAAUACCUACUGGCAAAAGGCAGUGAAUCGAAAUCUUACUUACUAUCUCUUUGGAGCUUAUUAUGAUGACAGGGAGACAGUGCCAGAGGCACCUCUCGUCCGCCUUCUGACCAUGGUUAAUCAACAUCUGGAUAAUAAGUUUAAAUAUCCACAAAUUUAUUGUCAAUUUUGGUUUGAGGGUAAAGCGGAUCCCCUAAUUGUUAAUGUCACCGAGCAUCGUGUUAUGUGGCCCUUUGGUCAUGCUCCACGUCGUAUCUAUCCCACUUUAUUGAGCUGUCCCCUGCCAGAUGAGGAGAAGGUGCCACAAAUGGUGUCCUUAGUUGGAAACAAGUGUGACAGAGCUAGGAAUUUGCUAAGAGUGAUCUAUGAGCCGGAUGAUCAGGUUAAAGAUAUAAAAGGAAACAGUACCGAAUCCAUUUCCACGGAAUCUUCCUCAAUGGAGCCAGCCAAGGAUCCCCGUUUCAUAGUCUGUGUCAAAGCCAUGGAUUUCCCCUAUGAGGAUAAGUCAUGGCGUCUGAUUGAAUGGCUAGAGCUAAUGCGUCUGCUGGGUGCCUCCAAAGUCUGGCUUUACGAUGCCCAAAUGCAUCCGAAUAUGACACGAGUGCUGAAGGAUUAUCCCGGCUUUGUGGAGGUGCGUGCCAUGUCCUUGGGUCGUGGUGAACCACAUGCUCGUCCCCAUUUCCAUCACUACACCAUGGCAGCGGAUGGUUUCAAUCGAAUCUUGAACGAGAUGAUACCCUACAAUGAUUGCUUUUAUAGGAAUAUGUAUAAGUAUGAUUAUGUUGGAGUCUUUGAUACCGAUGAAGUGAUCAUGCCUUUGGGCAACACCACCAACUGGAAGCAGCUGGUGAAGCUUGCCCGCGUUGUUCCCGACUAUGAAAGUGUCACCUCCAAGGAUUGCACCGAAUGGGUGAGCUUCUGUUUCCGCAAUGUCUACUAUCCUCGGUAUCCGGAAAGACCCAAGGUAUAUCGCAAUCUAUCCAGUUCCUUCUAUAUGCUUCAACAUGUGGAACGAGUGCGAGAGCAUUGCAAUCGUGGUGCGGCCACCAAGUGUUUACAUGACACUCGUUUUGCAGUCGGUUUGCAUAAUCAUUUCACCUUUUUCCAUACGGAAAAUGCUGCCUGUGGGGCGAAAUCGGUGCCCAUUGAGUUUGCCCAAAUGCAGCAUUAUAGGGAACCGGAUACCAAAUCAAUGUUGAUCGAUCCGAUUAUAGAUGCCAAUAUCUGGCGAUUCCAGCCGCAGUUGCAAUCAAGGAUCGAGGAGAAGUAUCGAAAAUUGGGUUUCCUGCCCAAUGAACAGCAGCUGGCGGAUUCCAUGGAGCGACGAAGACUCAAGGAUGAACUCCAGCUGAAGGAGGCAGUGGGUCAGGCGGGGUGA